AUGCAGUGUUAUGCGAAGUUAUCGCCGAAACGCGAGCCACCGGAGGUGGUCUACGAAGCGGAGUUGAUGAGCGCGCGGCGGCUGGAGUUGCCUGCUCCGCCAGGGAAGGAGUUCCGCGCGCCCAUGCUGCUGCCGGCGCCGGCGUCGCACUCGGUUAUCCAAUGCAUGCGGCCGCCGCCCCCACCGCCUCCAGUUCCGCGUCUUCAUAAGCCUCCUUCCUUCGAAGAACCUUCCAGCUCCAUUCCAGAUUUAGAGUUCGACGGGACGACGGUGUUGUGCAGAGUCUGUGGGGACAAAGCUAGUGGUUUCCACUAUGGCGUGCAUUCCUGUGAGGGUUGCAAGGGUUUCUUCCGACGCUCCAUUCAACAGAAGAUACAGUACAGACCGUGCACCAAAAACCAGCAAUGCUCCAUCCUAAGAAUCAACAGAAAUCGGUGUCAAUACUGCCGGUUGAAAAAAUGCAUAGCCGUUGGCAUGAGCAGAGAUGCCGUACGAUUUGGUCGCGUGCCGAAGCGCGAGAAGGCGCGUAUCCUGGCAGCGAUGCAGCAAUCGUCGUCGUCACGCGCUCACGAGCAAGCGGCGGCCGCAGAGCUGGACGAUGCACCUCGGCUGCUGGCGCGCGUGGUGCGAGCGCACCUCGACACCUGCGAGUUCACGCGCGACCGCGUUGCUGCCAUGCGCGCACGUGCACGCGACUGUCCCACCUACUCACAACCAACUCUGGCGUGUCCGCUGAAUCCGGCGCCGGAGUUGCAGUCUGAGAAAGAGUUUUCUCAGCGGUUCGCCCACGUGAUUCGUGGUGUGAUAGACUUUGCCGGCCUCAUUCCCGGCUUCCAGUUGCUCACGCAAGAUGACAAGUUUACGUUGUUAAAAAGUGGUCUCUUUGACGCCCUGUUUGUGCGACUCAUUUGCAUGUUCGAUGCGCCGCUCAAUAGCAUUAUCUGCCUCAAUGGACAGCUCAUGAAACGGGACUCUAUACAGAGCGGUGCUAACGCGCGGUUUCUUGUGGACUCUACAUUUAAAUUCGCGGAACGCAUGAACUCUAUGAACCUCACAGAUGCCGAAAUCGGACUCUUCUGCGCCAUAGUUCUAAUCACUCCCGACAGACCGGGUCUUCGCAAUGUUGAACUAGUAGAGCGAAUGCAUGCAAGAUUAAAAGCGUGCCUGCAAACCGUCAUCACUCAAAAUAGACCUGACAGACCGGGCUUCCUUCGGGAGUUAAUGGAUACUCUCCCUGACCUGCGGACAUUAAGCACGUUACACACAGAGAAACUCGUCGUAUUCCGCACAGAACAUAAAGAAUUGUUAAGACAACAAAUGUGGGGAGAAGAAGAAGGUUGCCCGUGGGCAGACUCUGGUGCGGACGAAUCUGCGCGCAGUCCUAUUGGCUCUGUGUCGAGUAGUGAAUCGGGAGAAGUGAUCGGCGACUGUGGGACACCAUUGCUGGCAGCCACGCUAGCGGGCCGACGGCGGCUCGACUCCCGAGGCUCCGUCGACGAAGAGGCGCUCUGCGUUGCGCAUCUCGCACACAACGGACUAACGGUGACGCCGGUGCGGCCGCCGCCGCGCUACCGUAAGCUCGACUCCCCCACGGACUCCGGAAUCGAGUCCGGCAACGAGAAGCAUGAGAGGAUCGUGGGCCCCGGAUCUAGUUGCUCGAGUCCGCGCUCGUCGCUCGAGGAGCACGCGGAGGACCGGCGGCCGGCGCCGGCAGACGACAUGCCGGUGCUGAAGCGAGUGCUGCAGGCGCCGCCGCUUUACGACGCGCCGCUGCUGAUGGACGAGGCGUACAAGCCGCACAAGAAGUUCCGCGCGAUGCGGCGCGACACGGGCGAGGCGGAGGCGCGCGCGGUGCCGGCGCAGUCGCCGCAGCCGCCGCCGCGCGCCUCGCUGUCCGCCACGCACAUCGAGCUGGCGCGCAGCCUGCGCGAGUGCCCGCGCAUGACGCCCGAGCAGCUCAAGCGCACCGACCUCAUCACACAGUACAUGCGGCGCGGCGAGGCGUGCGAGCCGUGCGCGCCGUGCCCGCCGUGCCCGCCGUGCGCGCCGUGUCCGCCGUGCCCGCCGUGCGCGCCGCCCGUGCUCGAGCUGCAGGUCGACGUGGCGGACGCGCCGCUCAACCUCUCCAAGAAGUCGCCGUCGCCGCCGCGCGCCUUCAUGCCCCGUAUGCUGGAGGCGUGA
Molecule: messenger RNA, 2181 nt
Organism: Parnassius mnemosyne (clouded apollo)
Lineage: Eukaryota; Metazoa; Arthropoda; Insecta; Lepidoptera; Papilionidae
Source: the annotation of a GenBank genome assembly